This is a messenger RNA of Vicia villosa (hairy vetch), 1922 nucleotides long. RefSeq names its product shugoshin-1-like. Gene Ontology annotation, cellular component: nucleus; chromosome, centromeric region. Bases 87 to 1232 code for a protein of 381 amino acids. The transcript is spliced from 12 exons. The record is from RefSeq and is a predicted model, not a curated record. Lineage: Eukaryota; Viridiplantae; Streptophyta; Magnoliopsida; Fabales; Fabaceae. Gene Ontology annotation, biological process: meiotic sister chromatid segregation; maintenance of meiotic sister chromatid cohesion.
UUCGGAACACCGUUAGUAGCACAUAAUUCAAAUUGACGAGAUCCUUUCGAGUUUCCCUCCCUCCGUUGAAUCGCGACAGACACCCAAUGGAAAGUACCGCCGUCUACCCCGACUCCGAUUUACACCCUCCCGGCGCCAUUUCUGAAACUGGAGGUCAGAAAACGAAAAGAGGAUUAUUUUUUAAGGGAGAUUCUGUUUCUGUCGGUGUCGGAGCUGCUCCGAAGAAAAUUCUGGCUGACAUAACCAACAUGGACCAACAACUACAGCCAAAGCACCAACCUACAACUGAUGUCUCUAUUGACCUGAUUCUCAAGGAAAACGCGACGAUGAGGAAGCUCCUACUUCAGAGAAAUAAGCUAAUAGAAUCAUAUAAAGUAGAGUAUCAAAAGUAUCAAACCAAUUUUCAGAAACUUCGGAGGCAAAAUUCAGAAUUUGCACUUGCAAAUACUCAAAUGACGCGGGAGAUUAAUUCAAGUAGACAGAUGGUGAGAGAACUUCAACAGGAAUUAGUAAUGAAAAAUGUUACGCUCGAUACAUUGAGAUUAAAAUUGAUGGAAAAUGAUCACAAAGCAAAACUGAAUAUUGACAUCGAUGCAGAUGAGCAGUCAGAUCUAAAGUUUCAAGAAGAUAACAAGGGGAAAGCGAAAAGGAAGAGAGUAUCCAGAUGUCAAUCUUCUGCACCUGAUGUUGUUAAACAAGUCAAAUCAAUAGAAAAGGUUGAUACUCAGAGGGAUUCUGCAAGGCGGAAAUCUGCAGGGUUGAAAGCUGGAAAAUUAGGAUCAACAGAAGACUUACAUGAAAUAAAAUAUGAUGCCUCGCAACCACUAGAAAAUCUGGCAAACGAGAAUGAAUCAACAUCAUUAGGAUCCAAUGAUGUAGUGAGACAAGAUACUGAAUCCUUGGGACCUACUAACACUCAACAAGUUCUUGCCAAAAGGAAUACUGAAAAUAAGAGGCAUAGUUCGAGAAGGCAAUCUGCUCUGUUCAAACAUGUGAAUCCAGAAGCAGCUGAAGACUUCUUUGAUAUAGACGAUCCAAAAUUUGAAGUCUCCAAUUUAUGUGAUAACUUGUCUGAAAGUCUUCCUACAGUAUCAAGCCGCACUUCAGAAAACUGUCCACUUGAUCCUCAUGAAAGAAGAUCAUCUAUUGGCCGGCCUUCGCGUCGAUCAGCUCUGAAGGUUGUUUCCUACAAGGAGGCUCCAAUUAAUGUGAAGAUGCGUAGAGAUAAUUGAGUCAGUUUCCUAUUAAGUUUUGACUGUGUUGUCAAUUGUAGAGAAGAAUGAAAUGGAAAUCCAAAAAGCCUGAUGAUGUGACCUACUUCCCUGAUUCUACAGUGCAUGGUGGUAGGGAAUAUUUUGAUUUGUUGAAUAGCUUAUUGUUUAGGACUCUGCAUAUUUGAAACUGAUGUUUUAUUAUAGGCAAUUUUAUAUGAUAAUAUUUGACCCACUUCCAUAAUAUCUAUAAAAUGGGAGACCUAGAUAUGGGAACUAUGAUGCGUCUGAAUAGGGACAGUUAUGAGUGAGGAAUUGUGGGGCAACUGAAAGUUCUUUUUUUCAUGUCUGUCUCCUCCCCCUUCCUCGUCACAUUGUAAGUUAAAGUUACAGUGCUGACGUGGUUCCCAGUUUUUCAAAUGCAAAUGGAGUUCACUGCAAAAAGAAGGUAGAGAGAAAGGAGAAAUGUUGUAAUUGCAAACUUUAUUGUGCUUGAACUUGAUUUUGUUAAAAUUGAUUUUGUUGAGAAGUGAGAAUUGAUUUUAUAAUGAAGCGAGUGAGAUUAAGAGAGAGCUAGAGAGACAAGGAAAGGAAUGGAGUGAAAAAUUGAAGGAGUGGAUUCAAAAUCAAGGUAUAUGAUGUUUUUUGGUUAGUCUAAAUCAUAAUUGAAUUUAACUCUAAACCUUUCUUCUUAUAAUUGAGUUUAUGUAA